This is a messenger RNA of Pectinophora gossypiella (pink bollworm), 1643 nucleotides long. Its product is annotated as mitochondrial dicarboxylate carrier-like. NCBI's taxonomy places the organism in Eukaryota, Metazoa, Arthropoda, Insecta, Lepidoptera, Gelechiidae. The transcript is spliced from 6 exons. Gene Ontology annotation, biological process: phosphate ion transmembrane transport; oxaloacetate transport; succinate transmembrane transport. The record is from RefSeq and is a predicted model, not a curated record. The coding region runs from base 1 to 969 and encodes 322 amino acids. Gene Ontology annotation, molecular function: succinate transmembrane transporter activity; antiporter activity; sulfate transmembrane transporter activity.
AUGACGAAGACAACAGCACAAAUAGAAAAGGAACUCCUAACUAAGGAUAUAAAUACUUACGAAUUUGACAUAGAUAUUAGAGACUUGGAGCCAUUUAAAGAAACAAGAGUGUCAUAUUGGUAUUUUGGUGGUGUAGCGUCUGCUAUUGCGGCCUGCUGCACCCAUCCGCUAGAUUUACUCAAAGUACAAUUACAAACUGAAUUCGUAGAGACAAAAACGAAAACCUCCGUGCUAAACGUAGCACAAAACGUAGUGCGCCACCAAGGUAUUAUGGGACUUUACAAUGGCAUAUCAGCCUCUCUUUUGCGUCAACUGACUUACUCUAUGGCUAGAUUUGGACUUUACGAUAUUGGAAAACAAACUUUAUCAAAAGAUAACAAACCAUUACCAUUCUACAUGUCAGCCCUCUUAGCUGGAACUUCAGGUGCUGCCGGAGGAUUUGUUGGUAACCCAGGUGAUUUAGUAAAUGUUAGGAUGCAAAAUGAUAUCAAGCUCCAUUCCGAACAAAGAAGAAAUUACAAACAUGCUAUCCACGGUGUGUUCCGUGUGAUAAAAGAGGAGGGUGUGACCCAGUUGUGGGCCGGCACCUCGAUGACGUGCAUCCGUGCCGUUCUAAUGACCAUAGGCCAACUGUCCUUCUACGAUCAAAUCAAGGCUUUAAUGCUUUCCACACCUAUAUUUCACGAUAAUAUGGUAACUCACUUCUCAGCGAGUUUAACGGCUGGCGCCAUCGCUACCACACUGACUCAACCAUUAGACGUCCUGAAGACAAGAGCAAUGAAUGCUCAACGCGGAGAGGCGGGCGGCAUCGUAAAUAUUUUUUUAAACACUGCCAAGGAAGGACCUUUGGCUUUCUAUAAAGGAUACGUUCCAGCUUUCGUGAGGCUUGCGCCACAAACGGUUUUAACUUUUAUUUUCCUAGAACAACUGAAGUUACAUUUCGGCAUGAUUAAAAGGGAACCUUUGUAAAAUAGUGGACUAAUAUUAACGUUAAAUGUGUCUACUUAGCUAUGGAAAUAUCUCGCUAAAAUUGGCAGAAGCGAAGAGUUACAUGUUGCGCUGUAACCAAUGAUAUAAUACGACAUAACGAUUCCCUGUCUGCGUACCUUCCAGAUAAUACCUACAUAUGCAUAUUGUAUGUACACUCCGUAGCCUCUAUUACGUACGACUCUGUUCGGGAUACCGUCUCACAAGUUAAUAGUGUUGUCUUUGUCAUUUCUUUGGUAUAUUUCUUUUUUCUUCCUUUAUUUAUUCACCGCCUUCUUUACAUAUACACAUUUCUUUAUUUUUAUAUCUUUUAUUUUACGUAUUUUCUUUCCUAUCCUUGGAGAUUUUAGUAAGCUCGAAUCAAAUAUUUAGUUAUGCAAAUAAUAAAAUUCCUUAUUUUUUUAAAAUAAUGCUUUAUUUUACAACUAAAAUCACUUUGCAGUGCACACAUGUAUUUACGAGUACACUGAAUUUCAAAAACAAUAUCGCAUUUCAAAACAAUAUGUUUCAGUCCGACGUAGAAUAGAGAUUACUCAAACCAUUGAAUAAAUAAUUCAGAAGUCGCAUUUUUCACAAAUCGGAAUGUAUAAAGAACGAAACGGUAUAAAGAAAUAGUGACCAUCGUGGCAUUAGAAAGCCAAUUAGCACUCAAUACC